Molecule: messenger RNA, 2760 nt
Organism: Drosophila santomea
Lineage: Eukaryota; Metazoa; Arthropoda; Insecta; Diptera; Drosophilidae
Gene: Eaf
Product: ell-associated factor Eaf
Exons: 8
Coding region: 816-2321 (501 amino acids)
Biological process (GO): regulation of transcription elongation by RNA polymerase II; positive regulation of DNA-templated transcription
Cellular component (GO): super elongation complex
Molecular function (GO): transcription elongation factor activity
Source: RefSeq, a predicted model, not a curated record
GUCAGGUCAGGUCUGGUAUUUUCGGCAUUUGCCACCAGUGCGGCUGCACUGAAUCGUAAAAAAAGUAAAAAGAGAAGCAACAGCGUGAGGUGUAAAUAAUAUUGAAGACUAAUGCUGCCGCCAAGUAAAAGUGACUAAGUAGUGGUGGGGUUCGCAAAGUGUGCCAAGCAAUCCAACCCAGAAUCCCAGAACCAUUUCCAAUGACAAAUGUAACAACCGAAACCCACCAGCCGCCCUGAGGAAGCAGAAGAAAGUUUGCCGACCCACCACCACCACCCCCCGAUUUUGUAUAAUUUCGUUUUCGUUUACUUUUUAACCCUCCGCUCGAGAACGUGGUUUCUUUUGCGACGUGCAAUACUCUGUGGCAGAAGUCUUGCAUCGUUCCAAAAGAGAGCAGCACGUGGAGCGACGAGCACGGCCGUAAAAUACCCAAGUCCGUGGCCACCAAGCUGCAGCGUCUCAAGGCCAAGGCGUCUGCGAGCCAGCACUACGGCGGCACCUAUCGCAAGCCCUCGUCCUCAGCGUCAGCGUCCGUCGGCAGCCACAGCGAGUGCAGCGACAGGAGCGUAUCUGCUGCGCUUCACGGCGGGUAUAGCCAUCAACGCGGUGGCGCCGCCGAGGAGCCCCACUUUGCUCUGGCGGAUGUGGCCGAGAAGUCAUAUCAAAGCAGCAGCAGCAGCAGCAGCAGCAACCACAACAACAAUUAUCAAAAGUCAAACCACACCAGUGCCAAUUACAACCACGCCAACUACAUCAACCACCCACAAAGCACCACCACCAACCUGCCUUAUCAGCCCAACAGCAAUACCAGCCCGAUGAUAAUGACCAAACAGAAGAAUUCGCUGGCCGAGCGCCUCAACAUCGGCGAGGAGGUGCGGGAACUGAAGCUGGGCGCAACCUUUAACCCGAAGAACACCUCGACCGCUUUUCACACUAUCAAAUAUGACUUCAAGCCAGCGAGCGUGGACACCAGCCGCAUGGCAUCUGUGGACGUCGGCUCCAACAAUCAAGUUACUGUUACCGUGCCAAAUUCAGAAAGUUCCGGAGUGCCUCAUACAGUUUAUAAGGGUAAUCAGAGAGAGUAUGCAAAGGAGUGUUUGAUGAUCUACGACAAAGAGACGGGCGCCAUCACAAUAGAAAAGCUAAAUCACAAUAUUCAAGUAAAGAAGACCAGGAGCGAAGUCACCAGCAAGUCAGUUCAGCUGCCCGGUCAGCAUGCUUCCGUGAAUAUGGGCCAGGGUCAGCUCCACAGUCAGGGUGCGAACGGAGCGGGAACGGGACCGGGACCAAUAUCAGCACCUGGGCAUGGCUCCGGAACAGCACCCAAAAUGGAGAACAGCACAAUGCGAAUCUCAACCAAGACGAAGGUUUCUACCGGCAGCCGCAGAAAUAAUAUUAUUGACUUCAAGCCGCGCAACUCGCCAAUGCAACAGAGCUCACCAUCGCGUCCAGUGCCAGUCCACCGCAGCCCCCAAUCUGCGCCGGCUUGGGACGCAAACAAUGCACAGCAGACGUUGCCCAGCAUUCCCUUGAUCACCGAUGACGAUGACUUUGGGUUGAGGGCGGCCCUACACAACAGCGGCCAUGCGAACACAUCAGGCUCAUCAACUGGCUCCGCAACAGGUCAAACGGAUUUUGGAUCUAUUUCCUCGUCCUCUCACAUUGGCAAGCAGCGGCAGGCUCCCCCGCACGGCCACGGCAAGCGCCAGCAGAUGCACCAGCGCCAAAGCCCACCAAUGGCUCAGCAGCAACAGCCAUCGAACUAUGGGCGUGGUUACAAUGGCGGUCAGAGCCACGCACAACAACAGCGGCAACGGAACUCGCCGCAGCAGCAGCGUCCUCCUGCUUAUGGCCACGGCAAUAGCAUGACCAUGGACUUAGACUCAACCAGGGAGCAAGAACUGACCUCGCAGUCCGUGGCGCAAGCGGCUGCCGCCUUGGAACAGCAAAUUGGAGGUGCACUGAGUGCAUCGAGCUCCAGUUCGGAGUCGGAUUCCAGCGACAGCGACAGUGGCAGCGAUUCGGAUGACAGCACUGAGGAUGAUCGCCCCAUGGAGGGCCAGCAGCCGGUGUAUCAGAAUCAAAACCACCAACAACAGCAAAUGGCGCAGCAGCAUCUUAAUCAGCUGCCCAACCUGGGCCUUGGCUCCAUAUCACCAGCAUAUGGAAGCAAUCAUCAACAGCAGCAGCAGCAGAUGGUGCCCCAUCAACAGCAGCAGAAGCAACAGUCCGGCAUUUAUGCGUCCAACGGUGGCUUUCCGAACGAUUUGCUACAAAAUGAUCUGCAGUUGUCGUCAAAUUCGUCCGACGAUGACGACUAGUAGCUAUUUAAAGUUUGAUCUUAUUUGCCUUCUUUUUACUAAACCAACGACAACAAGAGCAACAACAAUUAUUGAUAUUCUGUCUAUAUGCGUGUAAUUUGUAAUUAUUGAGAGGUGAUUUUACUUGCUAGUGAAAUUUUUUUAAAUAAAUUCUUAGUUCUAUACCACGAUAUCCACAAAAAUAUAUUAAUUAAUUUUAAAUAUUAAUUUUAGACCUUCCAAAUGUGCUGGUAAACAUUGAACUAAAACGAAAAAAGAUUAAUCAAACAUUGAACUAAAACAAAAAAGGUUAAUCAAAAUCAUAAGUAUAAACAUCAAUUAAAGUCUAUAUUUGUCAGUACAUAUUCGUUUUUAAUACAAACAAGUGAUUAUGUAAAACUUGUUGGCACACUAAUAGAUCACACGCAAAUAAAACCAACAAUUAUGCUAUAAAAAAUAA